Molecule: messenger RNA, 447 nt
Organism: Aspergillus sclerotioniger CBS 115572
Lineage: Eukaryota; Fungi; Ascomycota; Eurotiomycetes; Eurotiales; Aspergillaceae
Exons: 1
Coding region: 231-395 (54 amino acids)
Source: RefSeq, a predicted model, not a curated record
GUCUGUCACGACCUGAUUGUAAGGCUAGAUGCAGUGAUACCCAAUUGACUCUCUACAAUCCAAGCCACGUUUGACUAGGAACACACAAGAGAAAACUAGCUCCGGGACGUAGCCCUGCCCGCAGCUGUUGCCAAUAUAGAGGUUGAAUGUAACAUAAUUCACUAGUAAUUAAACAUCAUCCGCACAAAGGUUACACUCACCACUUUAAUUUCAUCCGGCGAACCUACACUAUGCUGACAUUCGAGGCCCCUGGUCAAAGCAUCGUUCCGCGACGUAUGCUAUGGUCUCCUCAACGUUAUGCGAAGCCUUUUGCCCGACGGUUCAUCAAUAGCUGGCUAAGCGGAUGGCUUUUCAACGGCGUAGUCAACUCCAGUGGCAAUCUGGUGAUCGCAUAAGCAGAUAUUUAUGUAUACAGUCCCCCACAAGACAAACACAUCCAAACCUCAU